Plasmodium knowlesi strain H is the source of this 1578-nucleotide messenger RNA. RefSeq lists its product as uncharacterized. Gene Ontology annotation, molecular function: phosphoprotein phosphatase activity. The coding region runs from base 1 to 1578 and encodes 525 amino acids. The record is from RefSeq and is a predicted model, not a curated record. The transcript has a single exon. NCBI's taxonomy places the organism in Eukaryota, Apicomplexa, Aconoidasida, Haemosporida, Plasmodiidae.
AUGAUUGCCUCAUUAUGUUUAAAGAAUGUGAGGAAGAAUGAGAGGAAAUUAAUCCAUCAUCAGGUAAGGGAGGUCUGUGGAAACCAUGCGGGAGUUGCUCAAACAGGUUAUAAAAAAAAGAAAGGGACCCCAGAUGUAGACAGAGUGAGGAAACUAACAGAAAUGAAGGGUUAUAAAAAGUACCUGUCGCUGUGUUCUGGUACCGAUUUAUCUGGUGCAGGUUUGUUUUCUUCACCCAUUUGGGACGGAACUAUGAUGAAGGAUCUUUCGUUUCAAGUAACGGGGGGAAGGGUAUCUUCCCGUUUAGAAUAUCAAAAGUGGCGUAAGGAAGAAGGAAAGUUUGGCCAUAACAAUGAGGAGAAAUGUGUAAGGGUACCUAGUGCUAUCACGAGGUUGAUUCCAUUUCAGGGGAGUUGUUUUUCCAAUCGAGUUGGCAAUCUGUACAGUGGCGUUAGUAGAGGAUACUGCACGAGGAGGUUAUUUGGCACUUCCUCAGAAGGUACAUCUGGUGGGUAUUCCAAAGGGGAUAAUGCGAAGGUGAACAGAAUGGAAGGGGAAGCCCUCAGAGCCGCUAAAGGUGAAACUCCAGAUGAGGGAAACCAUGAAAGUGGAAGUCAGUCCACAGUGACAUUCACUGAGAGCACAUCAAAUAGUACUGGCAACAGUGGAAAGGCGGAGCCAAACGGAAAUGAGGAGAAGCAGUCUCUGAGGCAAAUAUAUAUGCACAAAAAACAAAGGGAAAAAAUGAUUAAGAUGUACCUCCUGCUGAGUCUGUUGCUAAUGCCAUUUGGACAAGUAUACUUGUACUGCAUCGAGAAUGACAUAAGCAUGGAAGAAUUUUUUAAAAUAUUAAAAAAUAAAACUGAAAUGCUAGAAAAUAAAUAUAACGAUAUAUUACAAGAACUGAUUGAUAAAUAUUUCCCACUGAGUAAUGAGCCAUUAUUACCCGACUUCAAAGAUUUAAAUUACCCAGAAAAUUUACCAACCCUAGUUAUCGACUUGAAUUAUGUAAUAGCUAAAUUAGAGUAUGACAGAAAAAGUGGAUGGAGAGUCUUGAAGAGACCAUAUGCGGAUAUGUUCUUUAAAGAGCUGUCCAGUUUUUAUGAAAUUGUUAUUUGGUCAGAAGAUAACUUCCCUGUAGCACAGGAGGUCAUUUCCAAGUGGGGCAUACCUGCCAUUGGAUGCUUACACAGAGACCAAUGUUCCAAGAAGAGAGGAUAUUACGUAAAGGAUUUGAAGAGACUGGGUAGGAAUCUUGACCGAGUUGUUAUCAUUGACCACGAUGCCCAUGCCUUUAUGCUUCAGCCAGAGAAUGGAAUCCUCAUAAAGGAAUUUCAUGGUGAUGUAAACGAUAAGGAAAUUUUGUCUCUAAUAGAUUUGUUAAAGUCAUUCGCCAUCAGUAGUUACGACAUUUCGCAGUUUCUCAAAAAAUACGGUGGGGGUGACUACAACAUUGGAAAGCGGUAUAUGCAACUGAAGAGCGACACGGAGCAGAAAUCCCAGAGGAUAAGGAACUUUGGCAAAAUUUUCCACCUCGACGGGAAGAGGACGCCUAACGGAAUGUCCUUCAACUCGUAA